AUGCUUAUAUAUAGGUUAACUGUUAAUUCAAAUAAUAGUAAUUAUUUUAUUAAUAAGAGGAACUUUUAUUCUCAAAAGUAUUAUUCCUUUUUAAGAAAAUUAAUAACCAAAAAACAUUUUAAUAAUUUUCAAUUUAUAUAUAAAAGAUGUAAUAAUUCCCAUCAAAACAUAUCAGAACACACAAAUGAAAAGAUAUUUUCAAAUAAAGAUAAUGUAGAUAAUAAUAUAAACCUUUUUAAUGACAAUUUAGUAAUAACAAAUAAAUUAAAUAGUAAUAAAGUAUUCUCAUUAUAUACUAAAACUUAUAUAUAUAAAGAAAGUGAACAAAUAUUAAUUUUGUCUCUUAAAAAAUUGAAUGAAUAUGAAAAAAUAAAAGAAAAUGUAAAAAUUAGUGUUUUUAUUUAUGAAUUACAAAAUUUAAGUAAAUCUAAAAUUUCAUUUAAUGUUUUAAAAAAAAUAGAAAUUAUUAAUAAUUUAUUUAAACAUAUUAAUGAUAAUAUAGGAAAUGCAUCACCAUCACUAUUGUUAUCUGUAUGCAUAAGUUACAAAAAUAUAAAUUUAAAUAAAUAUACAUAUUUUAAAAAUAUUUUACAAGUAGUGUGUAAUCAUAUAAAAGUCUCUAAAAGUAAUAAAUUAAAUAAACUAUUAAAAAAUGAAAAUGAAAAAGAAGAUUACAAAUAUACUAUUGAAUUACUUAACAAAAAAAAAAAGAACAAAAAAAAAAUUAAUAUGUUAAAUGUUUAUACUAAUAAUUUAAACAAUAGCGCUUUAUGCUACAUUUUAUAUUCAUAUUCUUCUUUAUUUACUAUUUCUAAUUCAUAUUUGCUAUAUAUAUGUAAAUAUAUUUUGUUAAAUAUUUGUAAUAUUAAUUAUUAUGAUAUGUUAUCCCUUUUAUACUUCUUAAAUAGAACAAGUGUAAAAAUAAAGAAAUCAGAUAUAUCUUAUUAUAAAGAUAUUGAAUUAAAUAAGUUAAAGGAAAAAAAUAAUAAUGAUUUAGAGAAUAAUAAUAAUAAUAAUAAUGAAAAUAACUUAGAUAAUGAUGAAGAUAAGAAACUAUUAAAUUUAGAAUCAAAUAAUAAAAACAAAUUAGUAAUUAAUAAAAUAACAGAUUUAAAAAAUAAUAAAAAUAAACAUGAUGAAUAUAAAAAUACUUAUAUGAAAAUAUUAAGAACAAUUAUAUAUAUAAUAAAUAAAAAAAAAACAUUUUUUGAAAAUCCAAAUAUUUUAAUAUUAAUUUUAUAUUAUUAUUUUAAAAUGAAUUUAAUACCUAUUCAAAUUUUUUAUAAGCUUCAUUAUAAAAUAAAGAAAAAUAUUAAAAAUAUUGAAGUUAAAUAUAUAUCUUUAUAUUUGUAUAUUUUAAGUAAUAUUAAAUUUAGUAUUACUUAUUAUAAAUUUAUAUACAAAUAUUUAACGAAUAUUUUUAAGGAAAAUAUAAAAAAAUUUAACAUUUUAUCAUUAUCUUUAUCUUUUUACACACUUUCUAAAAAUCAAUAUUAUAAUGAGGAUUUUAUAAGAAGUUGUAUAAAUCUAUUUCAAAUAAAUACCGAAUCUUUGAAUGAUAUAAAUAUAACUAACAUUAUAUAUACUUUAGGUAAGUUAAAAAUAAGAGAUGAUAUAUUAUGUAACAAGUUAUGUGAUUUAAUAAUUCAAAGAAUUGAUAAUAUAUCUGCAAUAAAUUUAGGUUUAAUUGUUCAUAAUUUAUCAAAAAUUAAUUAUAAAAAUGAAAGGUUUUAUAAUAUAUGUUUAAAUAAAGCUAAAGAAUUAUUAUAUAGUUUUACUUUAAAACAAUUAGUAAUCUUUGCUGAAGGAAUGGUAAUAAAUAAUAUAUAUGAUUAUGAAUUUUUUUAUAUGUUUUUUAAUCAACUUAUAAAAUUGGAUAAUAAUAAUAAUAAUCAAAAAAAAAAAAAUAUAUUAAAUAAAAUAUGCUUUAGUUUAGUUUUAGAAAAACCAGAUUUUAUAAAAAGGUUUCCUUUAUCAAUUAAAACAGUAAUAUCAAAAAAUAUUGACUAUAUUCAAAAUAAAAAUUUUAGUGAUAUACAUGAUGAAAUUAUUAAUAUACUAAAUUAUUUGAAUAUAGAAAAUUUUGAAAUAUUAAAAAAAAAGGAGCCAUAUGUUUUUGAUAUAUUUAUUAAAAAUAAUCACAAUAUAUAUAUUGACAUAAUAUCAUCAAUGAAAUUUCUUAAAAACAAUAAUAAUUUAAAUGGAUUUAUAGAAUUAAAAAAAAGACAUAUGGAAUUAUUAAAUAUAAAAUAUUAUUACUUUAAUAAAAGCUGUUAUUUAUCUUUAGAUAGUUUAGAUAAAAAGGUUAAUUUUAUUAAAAAUUUUUUAAAGAAUAAAUGUUCAUUAGAUUUUAAUUAUGUAAAUAAAUCGAAAGAACAAAAAAAAAGUGAAAUUAAAAAUUUAAUAUCAUUCAAUGAAAAUCAAAAGAACUAUAUAAGAAAUAUUAAUAAUAGAGUUGAAAUUGAUGACAAAAAAUAUUCUCCCAAUAAGUAUUCCAUUAAAAACAAAGAUUUUUAUGUAUUUCCUUCAUGUGUAAAAACUGAAAAUAUAGUAAAAAAAUUUCAUAAAAGUAAAAUUAACAAAGUAAAUUAUCAAGAACCAUUAAUAAAAAAACAACAAAUAUAUAUUGAUUGUGAUGAUGAUAUUUUAUUAAAUGAAAAAAAAAUUAAUUUAUUAAAGAAUUCAUUACUUGAGUUACCAAAAAUAAAAGAAACGAAAAAUAAAUAUUUUCAAUUAAAUGAAGAUAAAUAUUUGUUUGAAAAAAAAUGCCACGGAUUAAGUAAACGUGAAUAUUUUGAUGAAAAAACUAACAAAAUAAUAAUCAAAAAAAGUAUUUAG
Plasmodium gallinaceum is the source of this 2838-nucleotide messenger RNA. RefSeq names its product conserved Plasmodium protein, unknown function. The transcript is spliced from 2 exons. Lineage: Eukaryota; Apicomplexa; Aconoidasida; Haemosporida; Plasmodiidae. The record is from RefSeq and is a predicted model, not a curated record. Bases 1 to 2838 code for a protein of 945 amino acids.